Leptinotarsa decemlineata (Colorado potato beetle) is the source of this 668-nucleotide messenger RNA. RefSeq names its product adult-specific cuticular protein ACP-20-like. The record is from RefSeq and is a predicted model, not a curated record. Lineage: Eukaryota; Metazoa; Arthropoda; Insecta; Coleoptera; Chrysomelidae.
UGAGUACCCAAUCGACCAAAUCAUUCGCCGCAAUCAGUUUACACAAGUAUCUGUAAUAUGAUUUCGUUAUAAUCAACAAGAAUUUCUCAUUGAGAAAUUGCUAUAUAAAGAAUGGAUUUGUUCUUAGCUGAUAUCAGUUUCGAUUCAUUCAAAGUAGUUGAAAUCCACAUUUCGAAAAUGAGAACGAUCAUCUUGUUGGUAGUGGUUGUCAUUGGUGCAGUUGUAGGAGGACAUGGGGAUGGGGGUGAAAACGAUAAUGUGCACUACAAAUUCGAAUAUGGCGUCCACGAUCCUCACACACACGACCAGAAAUCUCAUUACGAACACAGAGAUGGACACCAUGUCGUUGGGGCUUACACCUUGAAGGAAGCUGACGGUACUUUCCGUAUUGUGAAGUACAAAUCAGGUCCUCACACUGGUUUCGAGGCUGUUGUGGAACGACUUGGUCAUGCUCAGCAUCCAGCUCAUUACGGACAUGGACAUGGUGGGCAUGGUGAAGACAGUGGGCAUGGUGGUAAUGGUGGACACGGAGGAUCAGGAGGUUCUAGCUACGUCGGAAAAACUCAUUGGGGUAAUCAAGGACAUGGACAUUAACUUUACAACAUAAUUUGUAUUUAAUUUUUGUUACCGUUUUGUUGACUUUGUAAAUAAAUGUCAGUGAGUCAAAA